This is a messenger RNA of Notolabrus celidotus (New Zealand spotty), 792 nucleotides long. It is a transcript of the gene acot13, whose product is annotated as acyl-CoA thioesterase 13. NCBI's taxonomy places the organism in Eukaryota, Metazoa, Chordata, Actinopteri, Labriformes, Labridae. The record is from RefSeq and is a predicted model, not a curated record. The coding region runs from base 82 to 510 and encodes 142 amino acids. The transcript is spliced from 3 exons. Gene Ontology annotation, molecular function: fatty acyl-CoA hydrolase activity.
CCGGACGGAUAUAAGAACGCAACAGCUUCCGGUUAGACGUAAACACAAGUUUGACUUUGACCACAUUCAUUUGAGUUAAACAUGGGUUCUAUGCCUUUAAAUUCGUUAAAACAAUUAAUGAAAGCGAUGUUAGAUACUCCAGGCUUCGACAAAGUCCUUAGCAAGGUGAAAAUUUUGUCUGCAAGCCCAGGUAAUCUGGUGUGUGAGAUGCAAGUAGGAGAGGAGCACACCAACCGGGGAGGGACGCUACACGGCGGAAUGACAGCCACCCUGGUGGAUGUCAUCUCCACGGUAGCUAUCAUGAACACCGAGAGAGGGGCUCCGGGAGUCAGUGUGGAUAUGAACAUCACAUACAUGAACGCUGCCAAGAUGGGAGAGGACGUACUGAUCACAGCUCAGGUUCUGAAACAAGGACGAACGCUAGCGUUUGCAUCUGUAGACCUCACCAACAAGGUCACAGGGAAGAUCAUAGCACAAGGAAGACACACUAAACACCUUGGCGGCAGCUAAACUGUCUCCCGUCAGUGCCUGUCUGUAAAUCACAUAUCAUGAAUGUGUACUGUCAAAACAAUGGAUUUAAAGUGUAAGCUGUAAAGCUGUAAACUUACCUCUGCCUGUAAAUAGUUUGUCAAACUCUAGAUUUUGAACAAAAAAUGUUGACAUGUGCCAUUGUUACAUAUUUGUCAAGUUAUAAAGAAGUACUAAUGGCAGUAUCAUUGUGCUCAAUAUGAUGUAACUACUGUAUCGCUGGUACUGUAUCAUGCACAUGCAAUAAAACAAAUGGACAACAGA